This is a messenger RNA of Tripterygium wilfordii, 3492 nucleotides long. Its product is annotated as probable E3 ubiquitin-protein ligase HIP1. Gene Ontology annotation, molecular function: ubiquitin protein ligase activity. Lineage: Eukaryota; Viridiplantae; Streptophyta; Magnoliopsida; Celastrales; Celastraceae. Bases 1699 to 3321 code for a protein of 540 amino acids. The transcript has 7 exons. The record is from RefSeq and is a predicted model, not a curated record.
UCCAUUCAUCUCCUCAAAAAAAAAAAACCAAAUAAGCCACUUGUAAUGCUCUCUAGCCUUUCUCGCACCGUCGAUCAUAUGACCAACUGGAGUCAGCGUUGAAUCGAACGGCGGAGGUACGUUCUUCUCCAAACAAUCUUGAAUUUCCUUUAUGAUCAAGAUCCGUUGAUCAAUCUUGUUUCGCAAUUCCGAUCAGCCUGUUUUAUCCUUUACGUGUAUCUGUAAUUUUGAUUAAAUUCGGUAUUCUUCCGUGAUUUGGUGGUUGUUUGAAUAUUGAUUUUGUGGUUUGAUUUGAUGCAUUAUAUCAUAUUUGUGUUGUACGUGUAGGCUCUAUGUGAUCAUCCGAACUUUUAGGAUUAUAUCGUUUGCUUCCUCUUCCUCUCUGUUUGGAUCUUUCUUUCUUCAUUUAUUUUUAUUUCUUAUUUUUUUGAGGAUUUAUGGAAUUUGGUGAAAGGGUUAAGGAGGGGGUUUUGUUGCAUAUUCAAUAUAUUAGUGUCUCCUUUUUGGGGCGAUUAUGUUUUCUUUUAACCAAUUAAAAUUUGAUUGUGGUGCUUAGCUCUUACUUUAUUUCUUGUUUGAUCUCAUGUUGAUUGAAGCAUAUUAUGAUUCUGUUGCAGUUGAUUCAAAUCCUUUAGCAUCUGGAUUGGUCUAUAUUUGUCCUGGACUGUGUAACAAUGUUAAUUUAGUUCUUCUAUACCAUCAGUAGACACAAGCAUGCAAUUUAAUGUAUCUAGUCAUUGAAUUGUUGAUAUGCUUCUCCGUCUGGUUUUUUCUUUUGCCCCUCAUUUUUUUCAAACAGCUAAGCUUGGCUUGGUGGUGGAGUUGCAUCAGUGCAACCUAAUUGUCACCACCGCUGUAGCCAUGUGCACCAAGGGUUGAUGAUGAUGACGAAAAUAAUAGAUAGAUGUGCGUAUUUAUUUCAUAUACUGUUAUAAAUCUGACUUGGUGGGUUGACAACUUUAAACUGUUAAGCACGCACCCAUUGGUCAAUUUCAGAUGAUGCUGUCAUGGAUUUUUUUUAGAAGAGCUGUGUGGAUAAUUGAUGCCAGUCUUAGCAUUUUUGUGUCUUUGCAUGAGCACAGAAUUUUUGUUCAUUAAUUAUAUGAAGUUUUUGUGGAGUCUAUACUAUUCUCCUUUUCAUUAUAUUCAUACCAAGGUCUUUACAAAUAAUUCAUUUGGUGUGAUGAUAAUUGAUAGAAAUCUUAUAAAGGCAGCCCUGGUGUGCAAAGCUCCCACCAGUGCAGGCAUCGCUUAAAAUAUGAACUUUGUGAAUAGCUUCUGGAUUUAUUGUAGAUUUCAAACUCGUUCAUGGUAUGGUUCAAGUUUUAGUAUGACUGAAAAAAAAACCUUUGAGAAACCUUCUUUUUCUUUUGUUAUUUUUCACUGUACUUCAAGAUUAAAUUUUAUUGCAAUGGUACCCUUAGAUAUCUGCUUUUACUUCGGUAGUUAUUAAUUUACUUAAGUUUACAAGGGGAAAAAAAACAUGUUCAGCCUCCAUUUGAGCAGAAACUAUUUGAUGGGGUUCAACAGGCUAAAGAGUUAGUACAUGAGAUUAAAUAUCUGAGUGGGGAUUACCUCUGAGAAGGAUGCUAUGUGGUGAUUGGAAGGACUAUGAAUGAUUUGACUCAAGAAUCCAAGAUCGGUUCAUAUUUUCUAUUCAGAUUUCAUAACUAAUAUUAUCGUGUACUGUGAGGAUCAAUGGGACAUAGGGAUUUGCCAAGUAACUCGCAUUUGUUUGAUAUCAAUCAAGAUCAGAACCAAAAUCAUCCAACCGCUGGACAGGUUCACAUUUAUGCAGAAAGCACUACUGCUCCUGAUUAUGGUCCUUUAAUUUAUCAAAUGGAGCGUAUUUCAACAAAUGGACCGUACUCUGAUUCCCGGCACAGCUUUGGGAGCAGGUCAACUGCAAACCCUUCUGUAAAUUUUAGCCCACAAGGUCCACAAGUUUCUGCGUCUCUUUCAGACCCAUCUCAUGAUUCAUUUCCACAUUUCACUGCUGGUGGAGGUAUUUAUCGAGCACCAGAGAAUAAUGCUGGUAAUUCUCAUUCUAAUCGGUACAACAUGCACACAAUCCACGAAACUGAGGAUUGUCCACUAGGUUAUCCCAUGGGCUGUGGAAGAGGGUCAUUCAAAAGAAAAAGGCACCGCUUUUAUGAAAGUAGUAGCUCCAGUAGAUUCUGUAGUGCCGGAAGUUCCUCCAGCUCAGUUGAAUUUCAGCCUGAGAAACCAAUUUCAGAUCAUCAAUAUCACCCAUCAGGCAACACCAGCUUACCGUACUACAGGGGUGACCGCCUUUCAAUAGGUAAUGAAGAUACUCAAAGAAACGUGAGAAGCCGAUCUAGACUUGAUUUGGAACUUCACUCCCAGGCAACUUAUCUUUCGAGUUCUGUUCAUGAUCAUCACCCAGCAUCAUCUUCUUAUCAUUCUCAUUCAACAGCUCAUCUCUCAAACCGUAGUGGGACAGUGGACAGUACUAAUUUAAAUGCUUAUGAGGAGAAUUGCACUAGUGUAUUACCUGCUUCACAUGGAACAUUUCAAACUCCAGGAAAUCAUUGGUUGAGGCAUCAGAUGAAUCAGCAGUAUGUGCGGGGCUCUGCAAAUAUUGAUGGGUCGCAUCAUGAUUCCAACUCAAGUAGAAAUCAUAUUUCACCCCCUCGAUAUCUUCGUAGCCAUGAUGCCCAGGCUGCCAGGGAAAUUCAUUGUAAUAGUUCUCAUAGACAAAUACCUUUGAGCAGGGGUCCCAGUUCCUCCCGCUGGAGACAUCAUGAGCCACCUUCUUUUGGAAAUCAUCUGAAGUAUCAUUCAGAAAAUUCUUCCAGAUAUACAAGGCCAUUAAAUUUUGGAAGCUGGCGCAACAACUAUAGGGACACUAGGUCAAGGAUGGAUACUGAAAGAUUUCGUUCACUUACCCAUGCAGUGGAUGCACAUAACGAAAUGGGAUCGGAGGCAUUGGUGGUGGAUCGUUCACAUUUUUAUAACUCCAGAAAUUUGUUUGAUCAACACGGGGAUAUGAGGCUCGACAUUGAUCACAUGAGUUACGAGGAACUACUUGCUCUUGGAGAAAGUAUAGGGAGUGUUAGCACAGGAUUGUCAGAAGAUGUCAUGUCAAAGUGUUUGAUGGUGACGGCAUACUGUUCUGAUCAAAUUCUGGAGGAGGUAUCAUGUGCCAUCUGCCUGGAACAGUACCAGAAUGACGACGAAGUUGGGACCGUUAACAACUGCGGUCAUGACUAUCAUGCAGCUUGCAUCAAGAAGUGGUUAUCUAUGAAGAACGCAUGCCCCAUCUGCAAAGCACCUGCUCUUCGUGAUGAUUCAAAUUAAGAAGAAUUGACACAAGUAUCUUUAUUUUCUGCUUAACAUCUUUCUGUAAAUAUUAGGAGACCCAUCCCAGUUAAAUUCAACAACUCACUCAUUGAAACUUGGUUUAAAUUGUAAAAUUUCUUCAUCUCCUCUCCCAUAUUUUAUAUAAAUGUGGAAGUUUCAAGCUUUUAA